This is a messenger RNA of Eutrema salsugineum, 1413 nucleotides long. RefSeq lists its product as uncharacterized. The record is from RefSeq and is a predicted model, not a curated record. Lineage: Eukaryota; Viridiplantae; Streptophyta; Magnoliopsida; Brassicales; Brassicaceae. The transcript has 3 exons. The coding region runs from base 1 to 1413 and encodes 470 amino acids.
AUGGUGGACCUGGAACAUACAUGCGCCUACGAAACAAAACAAGACUUCCACAAACAAGCUACUUCACGAAUUAUAGCUUCUGUAUUAAAAUCCAAAUACAGUGAUCCAGCAAGUGGCCCAAACGCUUCCGCGGUUCAACAACUGGUUCUACAGGAACAACGAGUUUCUGCAUCGUGGAUGAAAUGCUACCGCGCCAAGGGACAAGCUCUUGCUACCUUCCGUGGACACGACCAGGAUUCCUACUUGCGGCUUCCUGCCUACCUUCAUAUGCUAAAGCUUGCCAAUCCCAACACAGUAACUGCGUUAGAAACCGAUACAGAUAAAGAUGGUUCGCUGAGAUUCCGCUAUGUCUUCGUUGCUUUUGGGGCAUCAAUUUUAGGAUUUCGUUGCCUACGCCGGGUUCUGAUCGUAGAUGGCACACAUUUAUGGGGCAAUUUCAAAGGAGUUCUGCUAACGGUUUGUGGGCAAGAUGCCAAUUUCCAAGUCUUUCCCUUGGCAUAUGCCGUUGUUGACGCCGAAAACGAAGACGCGUGGACAUGGUUUUUUAUGAAAGUGGAACAUUUACUAUCUGACAGUUCAAAUCUGACUAUCAUAUCAGAUCGUGCUGAUUCAAUUUACACAGCAAAAGAAAGGGUUUUUCCUAAGGCACACCACGGUGCCUGCAUUGUUCAUCUUCAGCGCAACGUCAAGUCGAGAUUUAAGAACAAGGGCCUGGCCACACUUCUUUCAAAUGCAGCUUACGCCUAUAGGCAAGGCAAUUUUCGCGAUGCGUUUGACAAAAUACGGGACUGUAGUCCUCAGUGUGCCGCAUACCUGGAAACCAUUGGUCAUGCCCAUUGGUCACACUAUUAUUUUAGGGGUGAACGAUUCAACAUCAUGACUAGUAACGCUGCAGAGCAACUUAAUAAUGCUUUGAAGAAAGGUCGAGCCUCACCCAUUGUCGAGCUGCUUGUUUUCAUCCAGAGGAUGAUGUCUCGUUGGUUUUGUGCACGCCGGAAUAAAGCGGCCAAAUGGGAAGGUCUAUCAACACCUGAAGUUGACAAAUUGAUAACUAAGCACAAAGCAGAAGGCACCCUCAGCAAAAUAAACCACUUAUCCAAUGGGAGUUGCGAGGUAAUUGGUCGUUUGGUAGAAAAGAAUCGCGUUAUGGUCCACGAUAAGAAAUGCAGUUCCACCUACAAGGAAGUAAUUAACCCUGAAGGAGAUCCUGACGAUGCCGAUCUCCCUCAAUCUAUUGUUGACAUGGUCUUACUACCUCCUAAAUCUAAAAGACCUUCAGGCAGGCCUACAGGAAAAAGAAUUCCUUCAAAAGGAGAGUUACGGCCAAACCGGAUCAAGAAAACAGUUCAGAACAAGUGUGGACGAUGCCACCAGAGUGGGCAUAACCGCAUCAGCUGUACAAAUCCACUAUGA